UCCAACAUGGCGAUCUCGGUUAGCGGAUCUCUCUCUAUUCCUCUCGCUGUAUUGAUGGUUUUGGCAUCAUUUGGGUUGAAAGAAGGAGCAGCUCAGAUCAUGCCAGUCCAAGGGCAGAACCUGGUGACGGACAACGUGUCGGUGGUGGAGGGCGAGACGGCCACCAUCAGCUGCAGAGUCAAGAACAACGACGACUCCGUCAUCCAGCUGCUCAACCCCAACAGACAGACCAUCUACUUCAGAGACGUCAGACCUCUGAAGGACAGUCGCUUCCAGCUAGUUAACUUCUCGGACAACGAGCUGCGCGUGUCUCUGUCCAACGUGUCGCUGUCGGACGAGGGCCGCUACGUGUGCCAGCUCUACACAGACCCCCCACAGGAGGCCUACGCAGACAUCACCGUACUGGUUCCUCCAGGUAACCCCAUCAUAGAGUCGCGUGAGGAGGUGGUCAGCGAGGGCAACGAGACGGAGCUCAGCUGCACUGCCAUGGGCAGCAAACCCGCCGCCUCCGUCACCUGGGUAAAGGGGGACCAGGAGCUGCAAGGUGAGUCGACGGUGGAGGAGACGUACGACCGCAUGUUCACCGUCACCAGCCGCCUCACACUGACCGUCUCCAAGGAGGACGACGGCGUGCCGGUCAUCUGCGUCAUCAACCACCCGGCCGUGAAGGACUUCCAGGCCCAGAAGUACCUGAAUGUGCUGUAUAAACCAGAGGUGAAGAUUGUGGUGGGCUACCCCGAGGGGCUACCGAGGGAGGGGGAGAAUCUGGAGCUGACCUGCAAGACCCAAGGCAAACCUCCGCCCUUCGACGUUCACUGGAUUAAGGUGGACGAUGAGGUUCCCUCUCACGCCGUUUUCACCGGCUCCGACCUCUUCAUCGAGAACCUCAACAAAUCCUACAACGGCACGUACCGCUGUGUGGCGACCAAUCAGGUGGGAGUGACCUUCGAGGACUACACCCUCUAUGUCUACGAUGCUCUCACUUCAACCCCCACACCCUCCACUACUACCAUCAUCUCUGACAACUCGCAAGAUUCCCGGGCUGGGGUGGGAUCUCCACAGAAGAUCGACCAUGCCGUGAUCGGAGGUGUGGUGGCUGUGGUGGUCUUCAUCAUGCUCUGCCUCCUCAUCAUCUUGGGACGCUACUUCGCCAGACAUAAAGGUACUUAUUUCACACAUGAAGCCAAAGGCGCGGAUGACGCAGCGGACGCCGACACGGCCAUCAUCAACGCCGAGGGUGGCCAUAGCAACUCCGACAACAAGAAGGAGUACUACAUCUAACCAGCGGGGGCGCUGUGCUAUGGCCCGCACU
Molecule: messenger RNA, 1312 nt
Organism: Sardina pilchardus (European sardine)
Lineage: Eukaryota; Metazoa; Chordata; Actinopteri; Clupeiformes; Clupeidae
Gene: cadm1b
Product: cell adhesion molecule 1b
Exons: 11
Coding region: 7-1281 (424 amino acids)
Biological process (GO): susceptibility to natural killer cell mediated cytotoxicity; detection of stimulus; cell recognition
Cellular component (GO): neuron projection; synapse; plasma membrane
Molecular function (GO): signaling receptor binding
Source: RefSeq, a predicted model, not a curated record